UUCCAGCUCGUGUCAUUUGGGCAGCGCCUGACCGGGACGUUGAGUUGCCUUGUGAUCUCACACCGCCAUCAAUCCACGAUUCUGUAAAAUUAGUAUUAUGGUUUAAGGAUUCCGAAGGAAUUCCAUUGUACAGCUUAGAUUCUAGGAAUGGCGGAAGUCUUAAAGCAGCAACCCACUCAGCACUCGCAGGGAUUCGAGGAGAAAGAAUGUUUUUCACAGUUGCUGAAAACCCAAAAGAUGCCAAAUUGCGAAUAAGAUCUGUUCAAGAAGCUGACGGUGGAAUUUACCGGUGUCGGGUUGAUUAUUUUAAUUCGCCAACGCGAAAUUUUCGAGUCAAUUUGACGCUUGUGGAAAAUCCUGAUGAGCCGCGUAUUUUUGAUGCGCAAGGAAAAGAGGUCACGUCCGUCGCGGGACCUUUUCGUGAGGGUCAUGAACUCUUCCUCUCUUGUUCUGUUACCGGAGGUCGUCCACCUCCGAAGGUAACAUGGUGGCGUGACAACAUCGAAAUGAUUUCGAGUGUAAGUCAUCCGUCCGCUGAUGGUGCGUCGGCUGUUGUUAACCAGUUGUUUAUUGGCACUGUAACAAGGGACUUUUAUGGCACCCGUUUGGAAUGUCGAGCUCAGGUAAAACCAAUUAAAGUAAAAAUUGUUACACCAAAUGAAUUGCUAACAGCUGGUCGUCCCACUCCGAUACGAUGUGAAACUUGGGGUUCGUAUCCACCAGCAAAAGUUACGUGGCUCAUGGAUGGUGAAGCUAUUCGGCAAGCUGAUGUAACAGUGAACAACGAAGGCGCCGAAGCUAAUUUAACCUCAAGCAUACUUACACUUAGAGUCUCAGCAGAAAACGAUGGAGCUGAGUUAACGUGUAGAUCAACGAAUCCAUGGUUUUCUAAUGGAGCGCUCGAAGACAAAAGGCGAAUAAAUCCACCCACAGUUUCAGUUCAUUUGGCAAAUGAAGAUCCAAGCAGAAACAUAACGAGAUCCGAAGGCGAAAAUGUAACUUUAAAGUGUCGAGCAGAUGCUCGUCCACCCGUUACAGCAUUCGGAUGGUUUAAAAACGGUAUGAGAAUGACAGGCGAGAAUACCGAAACAUUACAUUUGACAAUGUUGGAACGUGAAAGCGGUGGCUCAUAUGCCUGUGCAGCAUCAAAUACUGAAGUUUCACCACGUUGUAAACCAGGCACCGAGCAAAUGUCGGUUGGCGCUUUAAACAUGCAUUCAAUGCAAGUUAAAUGUGAGGUUGAAGCUGAUCCAGCAGAUUCUGUGAAGUUUCACUGGACCUACAAUAAUACGAGAAAUGUUUCACCUGUCUUAAAUUCUCGCAUUAGUUCACACGGCUUGCUUAGUGCUGUGACAUACUUGCCACAAAGUGACUCUGACAUUGUUACGCUUGCUUGUUGGGCGAUGAACUCGGUUGGACGUCAAUCCUUGCCAUGUCUCGUUCACAUCUUACCAGCACGCAUACCUGAACCACCUCGUUUGUGUGAGCUUAGAAACGAUAGUAAUUUGGAAGUCGUUUGUCAACCUGGUAACGAUGGUGGACUACAACAACAUUUCGUCCUUGAAGCACUUGGUGCUACUUCAAUGUACUUUAAUAAUUUAGAUUCAACACGUAGUACACAUGAGAUAUUAGAUAAUGAAAUAUCAACAAUGAACGACCAAGCUACAUUGGCUCCAUUAGUGACAAUUCAAGAAAAUGUGCCUCAAUUUAAAAUACCUCCGCUCGAGCCAGGCCGGGAAUACCAUUUCCAAGUGUAUGCUGUGAAUGCAAAAGGCCGAAGUGAUCCGCCGUAUAUCAUCGAACGUGUCAGAGUCGGAUCAUUAUUGUCACCAUAUGAUGAAACGAUCAUAUCGGAAGAUCCAACACCGGCUGAAACAUCAAAUCAAAAGAAUCGAAAAAUUGUUCAACAACAGCAACAUCAACAAUCGCAAAUGAUUAUUCUUGCAGCUCUUGUACUCGCAGCUGGUAUUAUAAUCACAUCAAUCAUUGUUGCUGGUUGUGUGGCGAUCUGUCGUACUCGUCGUCCAAAGCCACCCGAACCAGAAGAAGUUCGUAAGAGAAUACGACCCGCACGAAAUGACGUGCCGUCGAUGUAUGCUGAAGACGACACUGAAGACGAAUAUACUCGACAUCCAACCGAUACAAGAUGUAGUCGAGCAUCAACAAUCAGAAGCACCCGAUACGUGUCUGAAGGAUUUGUGCAGUAUUCACAACCGAGUCUGAAUGAUCCUGAUUUGAUUUUGCCUCGAGGUAGCGAUAUUGAAUUCACAAAUCUAAACAUUGGGGGAGCUUAGCACACUGAGAAACGACAUACAAAUUUAGCAAAUUAAUUAAGUCCUAUCACGUUUUUAAUAUAAAUUUAUAUGAUAAAGCACUGUAAAAAAAGGACGAGUCAACGAGGAUAGGAUAAGAGAAGGUGGAAAUAGUAAAGCAAAAAUAGAUUCCAAUCGAGAGAAUAACAAGUUUGGAGUGCUUGAAACAGAGACUUUUGAGAUUGCAACCUCUCGAACCAUCACAUCCAAACCUUAAAUCUCUCCAAGGAUGCUUUUAAAGUUUAUCACGAUGUAAAGUAGUUGAAGUAAUUAAAAACUAUAUUGAAGAAAUAAGAAAGAAUCAAAAAGCAUGUUGACUUUAAUGUUGCUAUGAAAAUUUUUAAUCAAAACAUUAAACAUCGACGCUGUCUCGUCAGAAACUUUUCUUGUGCUUUAAGUCCGUAGAAAAGUUGUUUCCGUAAGAAGAAAGU
Molecule: messenger RNA, 2743 nt
Organism: Clunio marinus
Lineage: Eukaryota; Metazoa; Arthropoda; Insecta; Diptera; Chironomidae
Source: the annotation of a GenBank genome assembly